UUCCACUAUGAUUUUGGCGUACGUUCCGCCCUGGCGCUAAAAUGGGAAUUUAGGAUUUUUGGACGAAGAUAAAGGUGAUAAGAGUGAGUUCAAGUCGUUUCCCAACUCCCGCCGUUGUUUCCGUUGGAUAAGUGGGCCGGAAAGGUGUAGGAAACUUGGAGAACUACAGCGCAGAAGAUUCACAACACCACGGCAGCUGAAACCAAACACGGAUUCCCAAACAAUCCUUUUGCAACGCUCCGAAAACCAAUCCCAAACUCACAAUCAACUGCAGAGAGGAAACCGAAAACCUGCGGCCUAGACACACGGGUGCCUCAAUACCAACAUCACGGCAAGCUUCGACGUCCAGCUCAUAUCCCUAGGAAAGAAGCCGCACUGUCGAAAUAAGAAGUUUCACAAACGCGUCUCUGAAGUGGAUACGUAGUUUGGUUGCUUUGCGCGUUAUUAUUUCUUUGUGAACCACGAUGACAAGCACGAUGACUAGACGGGGCAAAAACUGGACUGACGAAGAUACGGCGGAGCUACUGAAUAUCGUGCGAACGACGGGGCUGGACUAUCUCGACGGUACACGGAGCAACGAGAACGGCGAGCUAUUCCAGCACAUCGAGGCGGAGAUGAAACGGGCGGGUACGGUCCGGAACCGUGAUGCGCAUCAGAUUGAGCUGAGAUGGAAAACGCUUAAACAGGGGCAUGAACGCACCAAAAAGCUGAUUGAAACGAAGGGCAAGCUACCCGCGAACACGGCGCUUUGUGAGUUUUUCAACGAGCUCGAGGAGAUCGAUGACCUGGUCAUAGCUGGCAGUACCGAAAGUGCGACCCACGAGUUUGUGGAAGAGAUCGGGAUAGAAGCGGUUCCGGUGCAAGAUGAGGAAUACUAUGCAGAUAUCGUUGAGACGGAUGGGUAUGUGCAAGAGGAAGACUCACAGGAUGCUUCGAUCGAUGGGAACGCAGUCGUGAUCGAGGAGGUCAUGUACGACUCGCAAGACGGAAUGACAACCGAUGCAGCUCCAUCAGCAACCCGGUCUAGUGGACGGAACCGAACACCAGCGCGGAAAAAGCUGACGGCCGAGAAUAUGGACGCGCUGGUGGAGAAGAUUUCCAAGAUGCAGAAGGAACACAACGAACAGUUCUACAAGCGACAGAUGGAGCUGGUCGAGAACGAGUUUGAGGCGUUCCGAGAGAAGGAACGUGAGCAUUUGCUACAGCUGAAGCUCGACCUAGGCCUACUCAAUGGGAAGUACCUGCAGCGGAUAGCGAAAAUUGCUGGCGGCGAACUGUGCAACGAACCGGAGGACGCACCCAUAAACUCGAGCAAACGGCGUAAGGUCAGCGGCGCCGCGGCUUCCAAAAGGAAGUAACUGAAGUGCAGGGCCCUAGAAGUAUAUAGAACUAUAUUUUAAGUGUAAACCAACUGUGUAGCGGACUGAAUGGAACAAUUAUGUAUGUAUAAAGAUCGAACAUGUAACAGAAUAAAACUGUUCAAGAGUG
Messenger RNA from Anopheles aquasalis, 1488 nucleotides. RefSeq lists its product as uncharacterized. Lineage: Eukaryota; Metazoa; Arthropoda; Insecta; Diptera; Culicidae. The record is from RefSeq and is a predicted model, not a curated record.